AUGUUUAUUGCUCGGUCAGAAUAUGAUCGAGGCAUCAACACCUUCUCCCCAGAAGGCCGUCUCUUCCAAGUCGAAUACUCCCUCGAAGCAAUCAAACUCGGCUCAACCGCCAUUGGGGUAGCCACAGGUGGAGGCGUGGUCCUAGGCGUAGAGAAGCGCGUAACAUCCACCCUCCUCGAGACAUCCUCCGUCGAGAAAAUCGUCGAAAUCGACCGACACAUAGGCUGCGCGAUGUCCGGCCUGCAAGCCGAUGCACGAUCGAUGGUUGAGCACGCUCGAGUAGAGUCUCAAAAUCACUCAUUCCAUUUCAACGAGCCACUGAGGGUCGAGAGCUGUACGCAAGCCAUCUGUGAUUUGGCGCUUAGGUUCGGUGAGGGGGCUGAGGGCGAGGAGAGCAUCAUGAGUAGGCCAUUUGGUGUUGCCCUCUUGAUUGCUGGAUACGAUGAGGAUGGACCACAACUGUACCAUGCGGAGCCAAGUGGAACAUUUUACAGAUAUGAUGCGAAGGCGAUUGGUUCUGGAUCGGAAGGUGCACAAGCAGAGUUGCAGAAUGAGUUUCACAAGUCCCUUACUAUUGAGGAAGCAGAGACGCUCGUACUGAAGACGCUGAAGCAGGUGAUGGAGGAGAAGCUAGAUUCAAAGAAUGUGCAACUUGCAAGCGUUACCAAGGAGAGGGGUUUCAGGAUUUACACAGACGCGGAAAUGGCAGCGGUUGUGGAGAGGUUACCAGCGAACUGA
This is a messenger RNA of Venustampulla echinocandica, 738 nucleotides long. RefSeq names its product Proteasome subunit alpha type. Bases 1 to 738 code for a protein of 245 amino acids. Lineage: Eukaryota; Fungi; Ascomycota; Leotiomycetes; Helotiales; Pleuroascaceae. The record is from RefSeq and is a predicted model, not a curated record. Gene Ontology annotation, biological process: proteasome-mediated ubiquitin-dependent protein catabolic process. Gene Ontology annotation, cellular component: proteasome core complex, alpha-subunit complex; nucleus; proteasome core complex. The transcript is spliced from 4 exons.